Pollicipes pollicipes is the source of this 894-nucleotide messenger RNA. RefSeq lists its product as uncharacterized. The transcript has 3 exons. The coding region runs from base 83 to 400 and encodes 105 amino acids. The record is from RefSeq and is a predicted model, not a curated record. NCBI's taxonomy places the organism in Eukaryota, Metazoa, Arthropoda, Thecostraca, Pollicipedomorpha, Pollicipedidae.
CACGCCAGCCCGCCGCGCCGCGCCGGCAGUAUAAAGGGCCAACCGAGUUUCGUUUCGCCACUGUGCCGACAUUGCCCAGAGGAUGAACUCCACACUGUUGGUGCUGACUGCGCUGCUGGCGGUGGCCGUGGCCAUGCCACGCCCGCGCUACGCCCUGGUGCCGAUCGAGGAUCUGCGCUACCUGGCGCCGCGCGUGCGCGUACCGCGCCAGGUCCAGGUGGCUGACCCGCAGCCCCACUACUUGCGCCAGGUGCCGCAGCCCUCCGAGGACCGGUUCGUGCGUCAGGCGGGAGGCGAUUACGGCGGUGACCAGGUGGACUACGGCGCGUACACGGGCGGCUACGGCGCCUUCGGCUGGUACGCCGACUACCCGGUGGGCGGCGGCGGCUACCACCGCUGAGAGCCGGCAGCCUUCGUCCUUCCCCGCAUCUCCUCCGCUACCCGGUGGGCGGCGGCGGCUACCACCGCUGGGAGCCGGCAGCCUUCGUCCUUCCCCGCAUCUCCUUCGCUACCCGGUGGGCGGCGGCGGCUACCACCACUGAGAGCCGGCAGCCUUAGACCUCCCCCGGCAUCUCCCACGCUACUCGGUGGGCGGCGGCGGCUACCAUCGCUGAGAGCCGGCAGCCUUAGACCUCCCCCGGCAUCUCCCACGCUACUCGGUGGGCGGCGGCGGCUACCAUCGCUGAGAGCCGGCAGACUUCGACCUCCCCCGCUACUCGGUGGGCGGCGGCGACUACCAUCGCUGAGAGCCGGCAGCCUUCGCCCUUCCUACACGCAUCUCCCCCGCCGCCACGUCCGGCCGGCUGCCUCAGUUUGUUUUUGUUACCACCACGAGCCUACCCAGCCUUUCAGCGUAGUGUAUUUAUCAUGUAAUAAAGAGAAAAACUCUCCAAU